Molecule: messenger RNA, 3272 nt
Organism: Varanus komodoensis (Komodo dragon)
Lineage: Eukaryota; Metazoa; Chordata; Lepidosauria; Squamata; Varanidae
Exons: 3
Coding region: 530-3091 (853 amino acids)
Biological process (GO): regulation of DNA-templated transcription
Source: RefSeq, a predicted model, not a curated record
AGUAAGAACUAGUUAGGUGCGGUCGGCCGGCUCUGGCUUUUUAAAAAGAGUUAUUUUUCUCUCCCCAGUCAGAAGUUUCAGAAUAUCCCAGAUUAAAUAAGGCCGGGCAGCGAAGAGGCUUGGAUGCAGCAAGGAAUCAACGCAAGAACUUCGCUGCGAGAUCUUGUCCGAGCUUUUCCUUCAUUUUUGAAAGGGGCAGACUCUAAUCCACCCCUUUGGUUCGGAUCGUCUCAGCGGGAAGCGGAGAAAAGGGGCGCAGCUUGAUUUGUGCAUGUCACCAACGUCAGAACCAGCUAAACUCGACAGACGAGAAGAUCUGUACUCGCCGGCAACGAUUAAGCAGGGCUUCGUGGUUCCCUGGAUUUGGCUCAGGGGAGGAGUCGUUUGGGCGUAGCAUCUCCACAAACCACAUUUCCUCUGGGUUUGUUGCAAGGCUUUUUCGUUUCAUCCCUGGGUCUCUUUUUUUCCCCUUCUCCUUCGAAGCCAUCCAUCCAUUUCCUCUCACCUCACCCCGCGAUUCGGCUGGAAAAUGACCCUGCAGUACAUCAAGAGUCAGAAAGGUAAGGACCAGCUGCUUUAUAAAGGCUACCUGCAUAAGAAAGAGCGGGUGAGCGGGGGCAAAAUUUUAUGGAAAUGUGCGGAGUACCACAAGUUCCGUUGCACCGGAAGAGCUCACACAUGCGAUGACCAGGUUGUAAAGUACUCGCCACAUCUUCACCCUCCCAACAAGACUGCACUAGAAGUCAAGAAAGUGGAGUAUGGCAUACAAGAACCGGCCUCUGGCCAAAAAUCCAUCGAGGAAAGGCUUACGCCAAACGGCGAUGCAUCGCCCGGGGCGGUGGUCGAGAAGAAGCCACGUAUCCAGAACAAUCCAAAGCAGACCAUCCAGCGCUUGCGAGCAUGUUUGAAUGCAACACGCCACAGCACCGCUGGUUCACAGACACCCCCCUCCAUUGCUGCAAAAGUUGCUGAGGGCCCACCUUUACCACGGCCAGUCACACUUCCUGGAUUGCGUGAGCAUGCCGAUGGCGUGGAAGACGGACAUUCCUUUCCCGGUAGCAAGACGACUGCGCCCCCUUCCACCUCGCUGUGCACCGGGCAGGAAGCCAGCCGGCAGCGGUUCCGCAUGGGCCGCAUCCUGCCCGGAGAAGCUCCCCAGGAUCUCCUCUCCCGGCUGAGCGAGGCCGCUCAGCAGUGGCUGUGUCCCUGGCAGCACAGCAAAGACCAGAUUGUAGACAUGGUUAUCCUGGAGCAGUUCCUGAGUGUGCUCCCGCCGGGCAUGCAGGCGUGGCUGAGAGCCAGAGAGCCGAGCAGCAGCAAGGAGGCGGUUCAGCUAGCGGAGACCUAUGUCAGGGAGCUGGAGCCGGCCAAGCCGAUGCAGGACCCAGUGACCUUCGAAGACGUUUCUGUGCAUUUCACCGAGGAGGAGUGGGCGCUGCUGGGCUGUGAGGACAAAGCCCUUUACUGGGCCGUCAUGCAUCAGAAUUACGACAGUGUGGCCUGCCUAGCAGGUUAUGGUGCAAAGCACAAAGAUAAAGAGAAGGAAGCUUUCCAAGAAGCUGCCACAAAUCUGGUGAUGGAUUUGUGGAGAAAAUCUGGAAAGGAAGUUUCACAAGGUACUGAACAAGGCUUGAUCACGGAGGACUGUCUGGAGAGGCAGUCUGAAAGCUACUCAGGAGAAGAAAUGUUUACUCAUGGCAGAAAGAGUUGGGAAGAAGUAGGCCCAGGGCCCGAUCAUAUAGAAAUGGAACUAGGACUGGAGAGUUGGUGCCCAUGUACUGAUUGCGAGAAACGGGCUGAAUCUUCAGCACAGAAAAUAUCCAGUGAGGAAGAUCGAGAGGUACUGUCUGGGGAGUUGCCUGAAAUUUCCCAAAAUCUCAACCAAAAUCUAAUCCAAGAGGACCAAAACCAUGUGGAGAAGCAACAGGCAAAGCUCUCGGGAAAGGGAGAUGAUAAUUUGAGGAACCUGAUUACUCAAAAUAUUGGGCCUGACCGUAUGAUUCAAUGCAUAACUAUGGACAGUACAGAACAAGAUGAAACAACACUCCUCCGUUAUAACAUCCACAGUGGGGAAGAUUCUGAAUGUGUCGUGCUCUCUGGGGAGUCACUAGAAAUGUCUGAGGCAAGAAUUUCCCAGGGAGCCAAGCAAGAACUGACAAAAGAUGCGCUUUGCUCAGAUGCUCAACCACCCGCAGAGGACCAGCAGAUGCACGUCUGUUGCAGGCAUCAAGGUGUGUGCUCAACAUGCACUGGCAGCCAGAACCCUGACUCUGGGGGAGACCUCUGUGUGCACCCUACGUGUACGAGACCAGUCACCCAGAAUUCGGCUCCUGUCACCUGGCCAAGCUGCUCUUAUACUGGGAGAAUCACUGGUGGCCCCUCGGCUUUUACAAAACACCGAAGAUUUGACAAAAAACACCAGCGUUUUAAGGAGAGAAACUGGUGCAUCAGGACCGCUCUUGCACACAAGAGAAUCCACCCAAGACGGGGGCCUCAGAAAUAUUUGCACCGGGAGGACCAGGGGGGCAACAGGCAAGGUAGUUGCAGGCUUCUUAAACCAGGAAAGGGCCUAAGGGAGCCCCCAAAACCAAGCUCCGUAAAGCUGAGCACCCCAGUGCAUGGAACCUCUCAUCCAACUCUGGAGAGAGCUGGCACGCCUUCAGGAGCAGGAGCUUCCUCUUCAGACCCCAAAGGCCUGGAUCCCCAGCAGGGAUCUUCCUCCCUUCCCCUUCUGGACAAACCGGCCACGGAGUCUGCCCUGGCCCAGUUAAUUGCUGUCCUGCAGCAGGUGGCGGCAGAUACGGCCGAAAUUAAGUCUGCCGUCUCCAGCCUGCACAGCACGAUAACCGGCAUCCACGAUGCCCUGGGCAGCCUCUCCGGGUCCACGGAUGAGGCUGAGCACAGGAUUUCCCACCUGGAGGACACAUCCCGGAACACCAGGGCUCAGCUGGUGCAGCACUGCAACGAUAUCAAAGCCAUCGAGGCCAGGCUGGUCGGGAAGCCUGUUCAGAGCAACGUCAUAGCAGGCCUGUGGUCAUUGCUGGGGGCCAAGAGAGGGGCGAGUCCUCUGUAUCUGCCCCCCAAGUCAUGAGUAAGGAGGAUUCCAAAGAUGAUUGUUUUGGCUCAAAGAGGAUUCAAAGGCCAAUCAUUCCAUAACUACCCAGGCGAAAUUGUCCAGCCACCCAGUCAAAUAGCACUUCUUUUUGCCUUCUUGGAAAACCUUUGCAAGCCUUUGAACCCGUGCUUGUUUCAAUAAAUCCAUCGCAAUCACA